CUAGUUAAUCUCAUGUGCGCGAGGCCGAAUCCUUUUCGCUUUGUGCGUUAUAAUUUUUAUAAUAUUUUAGCCUGCGGCUAGUUUUUUUUACUACGACUUGAAUAAGAAAUGACCGCUGAAAACGAACGCGAAAUAUAUCACAAGUUAGAAGCCAUGAAGGAGAUUAGGAAUAAGACGAUCACCCUGGAGCGCCUAAAGCGGAGCAUCCUCACAGAGGUCCGCUCCGGAGAUGCCGAGGGCCGCUGCCUGGCGCAGUACAAGCGCGAGAUGGAGCUUCUGCAGCAGGAGAAGAUGAGCCACGUGGAGGAGCUACGACAGAUUCAUGCUGACAUUAAUGCGAUGGAAACAGUGAUAAAGCAGACAGAAGAAUCAAUGUCCCGGAAGUUGUCAGCGGCGUCCCGACUCCACGAGGACUAUCGACCGUUGAAGGCGGAAGUGGAUCUGCUACGGCGGCAGUGCUUAGGGCUGGAGCGACUUCCGGAGUUGCAUGAGGAGGAGGGCAGCCCCGUCACACCAGACCGGUUCCCCGCGCUGUCGGCGUCGGCGCCGCGGGCGGUGCCGUUCCUGGCGCCGGCGCCGGUGCGCAAGCCACCGCCGCCGCCGCCCGCGUUCAGGUCUGCUCUCGACCAAGAUUUCCUUACCGUCUCGCUGAGGCAACAGCCCCCGCCGAUGAAGUCCUGCUUAUCCUGCCACCAGCAGAUCCACCGAAACGCGCCAAUCUGCCCGCUCUGCAAGGCCAAGUCUCGCUCGCGUAACCCUAAGAAACCUAAGAAGAAAUAGUCGAAUGAUACGUGUCGUUAGUAUUGCCAGAUUUUGUUUAUUAUAGUCCUGAAGUGAGCCAUAAGCGGUCAAGUUUAUAUAGUCGACUCGAGAAUGAGUGCUUUUAGGGCCAGUUGCACCAACCACAGUCACAGAAUAAAUAAUACUAAGUACAGAAGACUCACUGUCUAACAAAACGCGUCUGUUACGAUCAGCACAGAUAUGGCCGCUAGGUGGCGACAGCGCCACGCGCGGCUUAUGGCAAACCCCAAAAUUGGGGCCGAACGGAUGUACUUUUAGCUACCUGUAGCAAAGCGACGAAAUCGCGGAGUUAGACACGCCUGCCACAGUUAACAGACUGAUCAACGUCACGCUUCAGAGAUCUAUGAAACUGAAUUCCCUAACAAUAAAAUUUUGCGAACGCUUUAACGGUGGGUGUUCGUAUCGUUAAAGAGUUCGCAAAAUUUUUAUAUAUGGAAAGUUUCACAGUAAAGCCCUGGGGCGCGCCGGCUGACGUUGAUCAGUCUGUUAAAUGUGGUUGGUGCAACUGACCCUUAUUGUUUUCGAAGUAUGUAUAAGAAUUUUAUGCAUUUAUUUACAGAUCGAAAUAUCCGAAAAGCACUGGGAAAAAGUCUAUUUGAUGUUUAUUUAUCGAAUGAUGUAUGUAACAUGUCAGUACAGGAUGUACUGCAUAAUUAUUUAAUUAUAUUCCAUUGUAUUUUCACGGAAACUUCUGUCAGUCUCGGUAUAAAAUAUACUGACAUCGACUGAACUAGCAUGACAAAUACGAACGUUCCCAAGAAUACGAUGGAAAACAGUUAUGCACUACAUUCUGUGUAUGUCGGCGGCCGAUCGUAAGAUCAGGCAGAUCGUAAUGUUCCUGUGUAUUGUUUUGAGGAUUAAACCAAUAUAUAGGCAAGAUAGGUUCGUUAGGUUGCUUCAAAUGCCCGAAGAAAUAGGAGCCCCACGCGGGGCUCCGUCGACUCAGGGAACGUGUCAAAGAUUUUCACGUUUCACUAUAUGCCUAGGAAUUUCACGAUAUGCCUAAUCUUACGAUCGGCCGCCGACAUAUAUACCACAUUGUUACAUCUAUUAUGACACUUUACGAUAUGUUUUAGUCUCGAAUGCUCAUUUUUUUUUCUUUGUUUAGUUUUGAACGAAAAUAAUUUUAUUCAUAUAAAACACGCACGAAUUGAAAUUACUGUUAGAAUUUUGAUUGUGUGCAAUUGCGAUGGCCUACUGUCUGUACUACUCUUGUCCGACCUUUGUCCUUAAAAAAGCAAAUGCAUACAUAUUUUAUUUAAAAAAUGCAUGCCAAGGAUCCACGAAGAGUUUAUUAUUUAAAAUAUAAAUACGCAUACAUACCCAUAGUUAUGAUAAAUUCCGUACAUGACGGGAAGAAGUUGAUAACUCGAGAUGUUCUACUGAAGAAAUUUGAACUUUAAAUUAAAUUACAUAAGGUUCAAAUUUCUUAAAUUUUUUCCCGACAGAUAUCAACUUCCCGCCGUGUACGGAAUUAUAGGUAGUAUUUUUCAACUACCUAUUUCAAUGUGUGCCAAAUAGUAGGAAAAAAGUAACAAAAUAUAUUUCGUUACAAAUUUGUAGCCGCUUGUCAGUUGGAGGACAUUAUUUGAUACAUUUUGUUAUUAAUUACUGACUUUAAAUUUGUAAACGUGAAAGUAUUUGAAGUUCUAAAUGUGAUAGGCUCACUUGCACCAUUCAACUAACCCGGGGAUAACCGGUUAAACCUGGAGUUACCAUGGUUACCAGUACAAUUUGACAGUGGGUUGACGGUUAAACCGCUUAACCCCGGGUUAGUGGGAUGGUGCAAGUGGGCCUUAUUGAUUUUACUGCUUUCACCUGCAAUAUUAUUGUCAUUAUUGAAAGUCAAAAGUAGCGUUUGUCCAGUCACCUGCAAUAGUAUGUUACUCUUCGAACGCCGCAAAAAUAUGUGACACGCUCUUAUGGCUCUACAAAUAAGAUCGUGUCAGAUAUUUUUGCGGCCUUCGUUGUGUAACAUAUUAUUGCAGGUGAAGUCCCAUCAAAAUAUAUUGAAAUUGUGCCAAACAUAUUGUUACAAAAAGUAAACAUCCUUGUUUUCAAUAACGCGUGUAGAUUUUGUAAAUAGUUUUAUAAUGUAAGUGUAGGUUAGGCUAGUAUUAAAUUGUGGAGUCUUAAGUAGUCUCUACAUAUAAAUAAACCAAUAAGCAAGGAUUGUGGCCCGAACAUUAAUUCUCCCGGGUUAACUUAAUUAAUUUCCAAUUGAGCACUUUACUGGAAUCUGAGAAAUUAUUUUCAAUAUUUUUCGGUAUCGUCUUGGGUCGUCCCAUUAGUUUUUCGUCAAGUUCUUAAACUAGUCCUAUUCUGCUUUCGUCACUCAUUCUACAUUGAAAGCCACCGACGAUUGUGACGAAUGUAGAAUGAGUGACGAAAGCAAAAUAGGACUAAUUUAAGAACUUGACGAAAAACGAACGGGACGACCCAAGACGAUACCUAUUUUUCUUACUUACGAUGUCUGUUUAGUCUAACCGCUUAUGUACAGGCUACCUGCAAUAAUAUGUUACACAACGAAGGCCGCAAAAAUAUCUCACACGAUCUUAUUUGCCUCUAGCCAUAAGAGCUCGUCACAUAUUUUUGAGGCCUUCGAAGAGUAAUAUAUUAUUGCAGGUGACUGUACCUAAGUCUAUAUAAAAGAAUGAAUAUAUAACAAUUUAAGUACAUAGUUGUGACGGGAGAAUUAUUAGGGUUACCAUAAUAUAUUAAACAGGGCGGCUAAAAAUAACUGCAUUCCCGUUGCCAGGGAGGUUUUGGGAUUAUACUGAGCAACUUUUACUAUCGGACUAAACCAGAAAAAAAAAUUUUGCCGUUCCAUACAUUUUGCCUGAUCCAUAUUCUAUGGGAGGGUACAUUUUUUCUCGUGAUUUCGAGGUUGGUCCCAUAGUAAAAGUUACUCAAUAUAAUCCUAAAACCUCCCUGGCAACGGGAAUGCAGUUAUUUUUCAGCCUCCGUGUAUAGUCCUGAUUUUUGGAUACGUAUUGAUGUUAGGAUUUUAGUCAUCGGUCAGUCGCGCUCUGAUUUACCAAUAUUCAGUACCACUCGCUCUACAACUGUAAAGUGACGCCAAACAUUGCCAUUCUUGGUUGCCGUUCGCACAUUAUUACUCGUACAAUUUAACACAUUCAUUGUCAACCAUCCAAACAAGAUAUCCGCGCCAGGCCACAACAAUUUCGCCAUAUAGCAGUAGUACCACGAUCCCGACUAUCGGGUCGUCCGGCCUGGCAACGAAAUCAUAAAAUACCCGAUAGUCGAGUUUUCGGCACUGAACGUGUGAAAUAUAGACAGCUAUUUGGCAAAGAAUCACAGCCAUGAGCCAGGAAAUGGCAAGCAAUUUUAUGAUAGCAUUUUUUUAAGGGAAAUACCUACUGCGUAUUACUCAUCGCACAAAUAGAAUUCCAUUUUAUAUUAUGUGAGGAUGUUAUGUAAACGACUAUUAUAUAGAACAAACAAAUAACAUUUUCUAGAAUCUCAGGAUAUACCUCUGGCAUUAUUAUGCAUGUUGAAAAGUUGAUGUUUUUUUGCAUUAAAAACAUGACAGUUGAGUGUAGGAAUUCUAGUCCAUUGACUACUUUGUUUUAUAAUAUAACUGUAUGUCAUAAUAACUAACGAUUUCCAGCGAACAUAGAUCCAUACAUAAUAAACUAUAACUAAACAGUAAUAUCCUACCUGCCCAGUGUCAACAGCCAUAUUACAAUUUUCGUGUAAAUAGUAGCGUACAGCGCAUUGUGUAUAGCUAUGUUUUUACAAUAAAACGUUCAUCUGUGUCGA
Cydia fagiglandana is the source of this 4584-nucleotide messenger RNA. Its product is annotated as zinc finger C4H2 domain-containing protein. The coding region runs from base 109 to 780 and encodes 223 amino acids. The record is from RefSeq and is a predicted model, not a curated record. Gene Ontology annotation, biological process: positive regulation of neuron differentiation. Lineage: Eukaryota; Metazoa; Arthropoda; Insecta; Lepidoptera; Tortricidae. Gene Ontology annotation, cellular component: nucleus. The transcript has 5 exons.